AUGAACUCCAAAGAGAAAAUUCAUCAGUGUGAAGUGGUUUUAGAGCGUGUUCAGUCUGAAAGAUGGCCUAAUCUGCAACAAGUCUCAAUUCUGAAAAAAGAACUAGCCAGAGCCUAUUAUAAUGAGGAAGAGUUUUGGAGACAGAAAAGUAGAAAGAAAUGGUUGAGAUCAGGAAACAGGAAUUCCAAGUUUUUUCAUAGUUCUGUGAAAGGUAAUAGGGAGUAUAAAAGAUUAGAACAGCUAAGGGAUUCUAACGGGGUAUUGAAAAAAACAGAGGCGGCUAAAGGUGAAGUGGCUUCUGAUUGUUUCAAUCAUCUGUUCAAAUCUUCAAACCCUCAGUCUUUCAAUCAGUGGUUUUCGGGGUUUCCUGCAAGAGUCUCGGAGGAGAUGAAUCAAUCAUUAAUUGAGAAGGUAUCAGCAGAAGAGAUAAAAGAAGUUGUUUUCUCGAUAGAUCCUUCUAGUGCUCCAGGACCAGACGGGAUGACUGGUUUAUUCUUUCAGAAGUAUUGGGAGAUCGUAGGACCCCAAGUGAUCAAAGAGAUUCAAAUAUUUUUUGAGGAAGGGGUCUUUCCAGUGGAGUGGAAUUAUACUCAUUUAUGUCUUUUGCCAAAAAUUCUUCACCCGGUGGAAAUGAGUGAUCUUAGACCCAUCAGUUUAUGCUCCGUUUUGUACAAGGUGAUUUUGAAUAUAUUGGUUAAACGGCUUCAGCCAAUCUUGCCUGUCAUCAUCUCGAGUAACCAAUCUGCUUUUGUGGCGGAUCGUUUGAUUACUGAUAACAUAAUGAUUGCGCAUGAAGCUGUCCAUAGUCUUAAAACUUACCAAGAUUUCUCCUCUCAAUACAUGGCAAUCAAAACCGACAUGUCGAAAGCUUAUGACCGGGUUGAAUGGAGCUAUGUUAGAGCGUUGCUUUCUGCUUUGGGUUUUCAUACACGAUGGAUAAAUGGGUUAUGUUCUGGGGACCCUCUCUCACCGUUUCUGUUUGUUCUAUGCACUGAGGGUCUAACGUAUCUACUGAACAAAGGGCAAGCUGAUGGUAGACUUCAAGGCAUAAAAUUCUCUGAAGAAGGUCCAGAAACACAUCAUCUCUUAUUCGCAGACGACAGCUUAUUCAUGUGUAAAGCCUCUGUCGAGCAAUGCUCUUUUUUACAAGAGUCUUUGGGGAGGUAUGGUGCGGCGACUGGUCAAGUCAUAAACUUGAAUAAAUCUUCAAUUACUUUUGGCUCAAAAGUAAAUCCCUUGUUGAAGACAGAUAUUCAAGCUUUGAUGGGUAUUUCCAGAGAAGGAGGAGCAGGAACUUACCUAGGGAUGCCUGAAAGUUUUAGUGGAUCCAAAGUGGAAUUUCUGGGGUACAUAAAAGACAGGGUAAAGGCAAAUUUGACUGGUUGGUAUUCUCGAUUUCUCUCUCAAGGAGGAAAAGAAGUUCUUCUAAAAUCAGUUGCCAUGGCUAUGCCUGUCUUUGUGAUGUCUUGUUUUAAGCUUUCGAAGACCAUUUGUGCAAAUCUAUCUAGUGCGAUGGCGGAUUUUUGGUGGAGUAAUGCGGAGCACACAAAAGGGAUCCAUUGGUUAAGUUGGGAGAAACUCUGUCUCCCUAAAGAGCAAGGAGGUAUGGGGUUCAGGGACAUCUCAACGUUUAAUCAAGCUCUGUUGGCUAAACAGGCUUGGAGAAUCCUUCAAUUCCCUGAUAGCCUUUUUGCUCAGGUAAUGAAGAGUAGAUAUUUCCCUGAAAAUGACUUCCUUUCUGCGAAUCUUGGUCCUAGGCCUUCUUAUGCAUGGAGAAGUAUUUUGCACGGUCGGGAGCUACUAAUUCAGGAGAUGGAAAAGAAGGUGGGAAAUGGUAAGUCCAUCAAGGUAUGGAUUGAUGAAUGGAUAGAGGAUGAUGGUUGGAGAGCUCCCUGGAGGAGGAACAAUUUCUUUAACCCUGAUCUUAGAGUCUCGGAAUUGUUAGAUUUGAGAUCCAGGGAUUGGGAUCAAGAAGCAUUGGAGCAUCACUUCCUGCCAGGAGACAUAAUCAGGAUAAAUAAAAUAAAACCGGUAACAAGCAUCGAAGACUUUUAUUCCUGGAAGUUCAACAAAAGUGGAGAGUUUUCAGUGAAAUCAGCGUAUUGGCUAGCUUCUCACUCCACUAAUCAGCAUAUUAGGUUGGAGGCUAACCAACAACCCUCGACGAAUGCUUUAAAAGCACAAGUGUGGAAGGUUCACACUGAUCCGAAGAUCAAGGUCUUUCUCUGGAAACUUCUGUCGGGUGCUUUACCAGUUACAGCUGCUUUGAAAAGCAAAGGGAUGAAGGUGGAGGAUACCUGCCAGAUCUGUGGAGCAGAGGAAGAGACCAUUAACCAUGUUCUCUUUUCUUGCUCUCUAUCUAGACAAAUAUGGGCUUUAUCAGGUAUUCCUUCCCCUUCUUCGGGUCUCCAUAAAGGGUCAAUAUUUUCAAACAUGCACUACCUGUUAUCGAACCAGAGGAAUUCACUAUGGCCUGAAGAGCUAAGAAAGUUCUUCCCUUGGUUAAUCUGGAGGAUCUGGAAAAACAAGAACUCUGUAUCCUUCGAAGGUACUUCAUUUUCUCCUUUAGAUACGGUUCAGAAAUGCAGGGAGGAUUGGAUGGAAUGGUCAGAGGCUCAAAAAAGGGAUAAUGAAAACGGGGAAGAAUCUGAGGUUGAUGGAGAAGGAAAUCAAGGAAUUCAAAGAGUUCAUGAGAGUUUAGUUGGGUGCUCGUGGGCGUUGCGAGACCAUAAUGGAGUUGUGUUACUACAUAGUAGAACAGCUUUUGUUGGGGUCAAAGAUAAGUUGGAUGCUCAUUUCCAAAGACUUAUAUGGGCCAUUGAAUGUAUGAGGAAUCACAGAGUGAAAAAGGUGAUUUUUGCGAUGCAGGAGAACUGUUUGGUAAAAGCUCUUACCAAUCCCAAUGCGUGGCCUUCACUUAGAUACCAAUCUAUGGAGGUUGCUAGAUCGCGUGGUCUCUUCAAAGACUGGAAAUUCUUUUUGAAAAACUUAUCUUCAAACAGAGGAGCCUUUAUGAUUGCACAAAGUGUCACAAUGGAAGGCAGGCUUCAGUCAUAUGUUGCUGCAGGUCAUCCGGCUUGGCUUGAUGGUGUUUUCGCUGCAGAAAGGAUUAUAGAUCCUGUUUGA
Camelina sativa (false flax) is the source of this 3126-nucleotide messenger RNA. Lineage: Eukaryota; Viridiplantae; Streptophyta; Magnoliopsida; Brassicales; Brassicaceae. The record is from RefSeq and is a predicted model, not a curated record.